Molecule: messenger RNA, 3989 nt
Organism: Schistosoma rodhaini
Lineage: Eukaryota; Metazoa; Platyhelminthes; Trematoda; Strigeidida; Schistosomatidae
Source: the annotation of a GenBank genome assembly
AUGUAUUCUUUGGAAAAUCAUCGAAGUAGUUUCAACAGUGAUCAUCAUCACCAACGGCAUCAAAAUGAUACAUUAUUCAACACAUUGAAAUCUUCAUCAUCAUUCUCAUCAACGUCAUGUAUUGCAUAUGAUGAUGACAAUGAUUUAGAUGAAGUGAGAAUUUUUCUUAAUAAAAAUGAACAUGAUGUAACUGAUGAUCAAGAUGCAACUAGUUAUGAACUUUCUGAAGAAUUAUCAACAAAAGCUCUUCGAAGAAAUUCAUCUUUAUCUCUUUCUUCUUUGUCUUCUUGUUCAGUAUUAUCAAAAUCUUUUCAUAGAUCUAUUCAAUCAACUUCACUUAGAACAUCUACACCAUGUAGGGAUAUAAAUUUCACCAAUAAUAAAAUUGAUACAUAUCCUCAUCCUACAAAGCAAACUUCAAGUCGUAGAGUAGUAAGUGCACAAUCACAUAGACAACAAAGUAAAGAAAAUCUUAUUCCAAAAAGUAACCAUGGUGAACAACAUAGAACUAAAAAUUAUCACACAGAUUCUGUUAAACAGAUACCAAAGGAAAGCUUUACUGGAAAUCAAAUGAAAAAUUAUCAUUUAGAUAAUCAUAACAGUAUUCUUGCGGAAAAUCCCACCAGAAGUGAACAAUUGGGUUGUAAUACAUCUUCUCAAGAAGUGUUAAACAAAAAAUUGCAGCGGAAUCAAACUAACAGUAAGAGAGACAAACAAAUUAAAAGAUAUAAACUACAAAAUAAACGGUUAGGUUUUGAUAAAAAAAGCAAAACACACUAUAUGAACACUCAAUAUUGUUCAAUGGACAAUUCAAAGACCUGCGCUAAAAAAGAUUUCUCUUCAACAUACACUUCAAAUGGGAAUAAAAAUGUACAGGAAAAAACAACAGAUUUAUCUCUCAUGACGAAUUCGACGUUAUCUCGUCCUGCUAAUUCCAACUCCAUAUGUCAAAUGUAUCAUCAUAAAAAAUCUAAUUCUCUUCGUUCAAAUGAUCAUCAAUUCAUUCGUGUACUUUCAUCAGAUAAAGAUAGACGUGCAAUUAUUAAAACUGAAAAUGAAAAACGUCAAGCAAUAAAACAAAUUCAAUUAUUAGCCUCUGAAGAAGCAUUAAUAUUGGCUAGGGAAAAAGCACUAGAACGUAGACAAACUAAAUUAAUAGAAAUUCAUAAAAAUUUGCAAUUGAAACAUAAACAAGCUGAAAUUCGUAGAAAAGCUAUUGAAGCUUCAAAACAGGAACGCUUCAAUCAGUUGUCUAAACAGUCACAAGAUUACGACCGACAAAAAAGUAUCUCUAACCGACAGCAGCUUCAGAAACCUUCUAACAGACUUCCCUCUUGUAGAUCUAACUUACUCCUUAACUAUCGUAAAAUGAAUAACAACAGUAUAAAAGUAUCUUCAUUAAAGGAUACAAAUGAAUCAAUGAUUACAUCAUCAGUAACAACAAUAACAACAAUCAAUACGAAUACUGUUACCGCUACUAUAAAAUGUCCUUUUGGUUUCGGUUCCAGUACACCAAGAUUUGUAUGUUAUACAAGUAAAGAAUUAAUGCAUUUCAAACAUUCUCCUGUAACAAAGAUAAACAAUUCAAAUAGGGUUCAUUCUCAAUUUUGUAACUAUGGUGAUAGGAUUAUUAGUUCUUCCAGACAAAAUAGUUAUACUAAACAAUCAUUUAUUAAAAGUGAAUAUUAUUAUUAUACAAACAAACGUCUUGUUAAAUCAGCACAUCAAGAUACUACUAAUCAUAUUAAUAAUACUAAUGAUAAACUUCAUUAUCAAAAUUGGCAAAGUUUAUCUCUUUAUUUGGAUUGUGAUUCAAUUAAUACAAGAACAUCCAUAGGAAGUGAUCAGUCAAUCAUUCCAACGGAACAACCAGGCGGAAAAGUUCUUCUGUCCAGUAAAAAUAAACAUCGAAUUCAUAAAACUACUACUAACAGUGUUGAUGGUAAUGUUGACAGUCGAAGGUUAAAUUGUUCAACACAGUCCUCUUCAAAGUCACCUUCAUUCAUUACAAAAACGAAAUCUAUACAGAAGUCAACAAAUUCUCCUAGAUCAAUGAGAAUAACAAAACGAUCAAGUAUACAAUCACUGACAUCCAUCAUUUUAUCAUCUUCAACAUUUAAUUCAUCAAAACAAUCCUUACCUGUAAAACAAAGCUGUAAAGUACUACAACAAAACCUUAAUAAAUAUAAUUGCUUUGAAUCUAGGAAUAUCAAUAAUACGAAACAUACAAUAGUUCAUUGUCAAACUGUAAAUUCUCAUAAGUUACUUGAUGCAGGUAAACGAAACCUAAAACAAAUGAACUCUUUAGAUAUUCAAUCAUUAAAUAAAUCAUUCAUUGAUCAGAGGAAAGCAAAUCCGAAUAUAGACAUGAAAGUAGAUCAAUCAGAAAAUGAAAGAAUUGAAAGGAAAAAUGAUGAAAAACUACCCAUAAUAAUAACAACAACUCAAGGAAAUGUACAGAAGACAUCAAUAGACAGUUCGAAUUCUCCUCCUACAUUCAAAGACCAUCAAAUAAUAGCAGACUUAAUUAUCGAAGAAAUCCUACAAAACAUAACAGAUGAAAACAUUUCAAAAACAACAGAUGAACAAUUUAUGGAAACAGAUGAAAAUGAAGCUAAAACUGUAAAGCAUCAAAUGGAAUCAUUAGGUCUAACGUCUACUACUGAAGUUGAAUCUUCAGUCUUAUCUUUAACUUCUUCACUAUCAACAGCAUCAGAAGCAUCAUCAUCGUUUUCACUAUUAUCAAACAUGACAACAACUAAUGGAACACUAACAGAUACUCUAGUUGUUACAACUUCUGUCAUGCAAAUGUCACCUAUAACAACUACUAAUUCAACAAACCUUAUAAACACUUCAUUAUGUAAUAAUUCAUUAACAGUCUUAAAUGAAUUAAUGUCUAAAACAUUACAGUUUAAUUAUUCAACAAAAUCAAUAAUCAAUAAAAUAGAUAAAUCUAUCAUUAAUGAACAAUCAAUAAUCAAUAAAAUUAAUAAUAUACAAUUACAAGAGAAUAUAAAUCAUAUACAAUUAAUUAAUAAUAAUAAUGAUAAUCAAAUACAAAUAAAGAACAAUUACCAAUCAAAUUUAGUGAAUAUUCGAGAAAAACCAAUCCAAAUUGUAUAUCCUUUUCAUUCUACCAAUUUAUCUCAAUCUGGAAGAUUAAUCAUUUCAUUAUCAGCUGAAUUAGCUGAACGUGAAGCACGUAAAAAACGUUUAGAAGGAAUUAUGUCACGUAUCAAAUUACAUUCUAAUGAUAAUUAUAAUCAAACAAUCAAUAAUGAAUCUUCUAUGGAUAAACUAACCAAUACAGUACAAGAUAUAGGAGAAAUUUAUCAUUACAGCAAACUGCAACAAGUAACAACGUCAGUACUAAAUCACAUAACAGUUCCCCCAUUGGUUCUAAAUUCAUUGACACAUAGUUCUCAAGAGGGGAAAUGCAUAUCUACAUCGUAUAUUUUACCCAACAAUAUUAAUCCAGACAAAAAGGACCAUCUUCCCGAAUCUACAGAUGAACUAACCUUCCAUGGUGAAAACGAUCAUAAUAAUGAUCCUGAUGAACAAGAAUAUGAGAAUAAACCUAUUCAAUUAGAUAGUAAUAAUGAUGAUACAAUAAGAAAUCGUGCAUCUAUUAUUGCUAAUAUGUUAGCUUCUGGUAGAUUAGAUAGAAAUAGUCGUGCAGCUGAAGUACUGAUUACUAUGAUAUCAAAGAAUCAAUCAGAUUUAAAUAAGAAUAAAUAUAUAGAGAAUAUACAUAAAGCGGAUGAAGUUAUACCUGAUUAAGUUGAACUAUUCAAUCCAAAUAAAUCAAAAUGAAUAGACAAAUGAAACAAUUAUACAAUCUUCUUCUUCCUCUUCUUCUAUGUAACAAUAUAUCAAUAGGUUAACAUAAAACAAGAUAUAAUACAGUAGUUGAACAACAACAACAACAACACCAGCAGCGGCAGCAACAACAGCAGGAGCGACAAUGACAAAAAAUAAAAGUAAUACAC